AAAAGGGGGAGAGGGAAAAGAAACUCCAGCGAGUGCGUAAAAAAGUCUUUGCCUCCGCGACGGAUGCUCAAAAGUUCAGAAGUUUUUUUCCCGGUGCCUUCCCGAGGAGCUCGCGGCUGAGCAAAGGCGAGUGAGAAGCCGAGACGGAGCCCGAGGCAGCCCUUCAACCCUCCAGGCGUUGGAGAGAAGGUGGAUCUUUCGUCCUAAGCUGAGCUUUACACCAGAAAGGAGGAGGAGGAGGAGGAGGAGGGAGAGAGAAAGGGAGAAAUAUCCGGACCGGGGCCUCUCCCUCCACAUUUUUUCCCCUCUCCUCUCUUGCCUGCUGUUUACUUCGCCUGGCUGGGACCGCGUUUGUCAACCUGUUGGCGAGCUCCGCGGGAAAAACAACUCGGGAAACGGAGUGGGCUCCCCGUGAGUGCGCGCCUUUCUAUUUUUGUGCUCGAUGGAAGUAACUAACUUUUCUUCUCGGCGGCGGCCGCUUCCGUGGAGUGUCGGCGCCUCGGUUUAAGAAGAAGAACCCAGGAGGAGGAGGAGGAGGAGGGGGGAGGGAAAGAGAUCGAGUCCCCCCUCUCACCCCUCCUCCCUUUUCUCGCUGGCUGUUUUAUUUACUGAUUACUUUUUUGCGAGCAUUUUCCUUUUCGCACACUUGAGCCGAGGAAGGGAGAAAACCGACUAGGAUCCAGAAAGGGGGGGGAGUCGGUUCGUUCCCCCCCACUUUUUUUUCUUCUUCUUCUUUUUGGAAAAAAGGAAAAUCCUGGUCGCCUCUCCUGGUUUAUACUUUUUUGGCUCCGGAUUUGCGGAGGGGUGGAGGGGGGAAAGCAGAGGAGGCGGCGGCGGGGGAGGAGGAGGCGGCGGCGGAGGCGGCGGAGGAGGAGGCGGCCAGUCUGCUGCUGCUUGGUCCGGCUGGGCUGCUGGAAGGGAGGCCAUGCAGGCUCGCUAUUCGGUGUCCAGCCCCAACUCGCUGGGAGUGGUACCUUACCUCGGCGGUGAGCAGAGCUACUACCGGGCGGCAGCCGGAGGGGGCUACGCGGCCAUGCCUGCCCCCAUGAGCAUGUACUCGACUCACCCGGCAGCUCAUGAGCAGUACCCGGGCGGGGGCGGCGGCGGGGGGGCCGGCGGCUUAGGCAGGCCGUACGGCCCGUACCCACCGCAGCCGCAGCCCAAGGACCUGGUCAAGCCGCCCUACAGCUACAUCGCGCUCAUCACCAUGGCCAUCCAGAACGCGCCCGAGAAGAAGAUCACGCUGAACGGCAUCUACCAGUUCAUCAUGGAGCGCUUCCCCUUCUACCGGGACAACAAGCAGGGCUGGCAGAACUCCAUCCGGCACAACCUCUCGCUCAACGAGUGCUUCGUCAAGGUGCCCCGCGACGACAAGAAGCCCGGCAAGGGCAGCUACUGGACCCUCGACCCGGAUUCCUACAACAUGUUCGAGAACGGCUCUUUCCUCCGCCGCCGCCGCCGCUUCAAGAAAAAAGACGCCGUCAAGGACAAGGAGGAGAAGGAGCGCCUCCAGCUGAAGGAGCCGCCGCCGCCGCGGCACCAGCCGCAAGAGGGAAGCCAGCAGCAGCAGCAGCAGUCCCAGCCGCCUCCCCCCGUCAGACUUCAGGACAUCAAGACGGAGAACGGCUCGGCGUCUCCCCCGCAAGCCUUGUCCCCGCUGGGAGGAGCGCCGGUGCCCAAGAUCGAAAGCCCCGAGAGCUCCAGCACCAGCAGCCUCUCCAGCGGAGGAGGAGGAGGAGGAGGAGGCAGCCCGCGAGGUGGCCGAGCGCUGGGCUUGGAAUCCAGCGGAGCAGCCGAGUCCCAGCCGCAGAAUCAGCACCACCCCCAUCAUCCUCACCCGCACCCCCACCACCAUCAUCCGCACCCCCACCACCACGCUGCCCUCCAUCACCCACCGGCGCACCAUCAUCCCGGCGGCGGCGGCGGCGGGGGCUUCAGCGUGGACAACAUCAUCAUGACUUCCCUGCGCACCUCGCCUCAGGGCGCCUCCGCCGAGCUCCUGUCUUUGCCGCCGUCCGCCGCCGCCUCUUCUGCGGCCUCCUCGGCCUCUUCCUCCUCCUCGUCCACCGCCUCCACUUCCAGGACGGCCGCUCUGGCCUUGAGCAGCGGCUGCUAUUCCCCGGCGGCGCAGAGCUCGCUCUACAGCGCCCCCUGCAGUCAGGGCGUCAACACCACCAGCAGCGCGGCCUCGCCGGCGGGCGGCAUCACCGCCAGCACCAGCAGCAGUUACCACUGCAACUUGCAGGCCAUGAGUCUCUACGCGGCCGCCGCCGCCGCCGCCGCCGCCGCGGCCUCAGGGGGAGGGACGGGGAUCAACAGCGGAGGGGACCGAAGCGGCGGGGGCCACUUGGGCAGCAGCCCCGUCGAGCCGGACCCGCUGCCCGAGUACAGCCUGGCGGCCAGCAGUAGCAGUAGCGCCUCUUCCCUCAGCCUGAGCCCUCAGGAGGGGCACCCUCAAGGCGGCGGCCGCUUGGCCUCUUGGUACCUCAACCAAGCCUCGGCGGUGGGCGAGCUGACGCAUUUGGGCCCCGCUUCGGCUACGUCGGCCUCCUCCCCCUCCUCGUCGGCGGGCUACCCGGGCCAGCAGCAGAACUUCCACGCCGUGAGGGAAAUGUUCGAGUCCUCCCAGCGGCUGGGCUUGAACAACUCUCCCGGCGGCAAUGGCAGCGGCGGGGCCAGCAGCUGCCAAAUGGCCUUUCCCGCCAGCCAAAGCCUUUAUCGCCCUUCAGGCGCCUUCGUCUACGACUGCAGCAAGUUUUGACCGCCGGCAGCGGGGGAAGGGAAAGGAGGCGCCGAGCCGAGCCGAGCGGAGAGGCUUAUAUAAAGAACUCCCAUUCCAGGCCUCCCUUCCCCCACAAAACCAAAGAGGGGAAGAAAGAAAAAAAAAAAAACACUAUUCCGUGCAAAGGCGACAUUUGCCCAGUAGAUAAUUAUUAAGUCAUGGUUUGUUUUAAGGACAGUGUUACACCAAAUAACACGUAAGUUUGUAUGCUUUUCUCCCCUCCUCACCCCCCCCCCCCCCCCACUCUCCCUUUUGCCUUUGAAAACUGCCUCCCUCUCCCGUCCAACCCCUCAACAAGCGGCCCUCAAAUUUCCCAUUUGCUGCGCCAGACUGCUUGGAUGGCUGCCUGCCUUGCGCUUGACUGGUUGGAUGGCGACCUGAGGAGGCGCAUCCCCGCAACUGAGCGCGCAAGGCAGGCCGCGAAACCAGACCCACCUACCCAGCCACCCACCCCCGUGGCUCCCAACACGGGUGGGAGUUUUGCCGUUUGAUUUCAGUGAGGGCCUCUCGCCCCUCUUUGAACAAGGCGCAGCGCCUUUUCCAAAAAGCUGUAAGAAGUUUUUUGCCCGUUGACUCGUACGCAACUUGGAUUGCGCAGUACACGUGUUGUUUCUUCUCUUCUUUUUCCUUCUCCUUUCCUUCUUCUUUUCCUUCUCGCUUCCCUCCCCCCCGUCCCCCCUUAAAGGGCUGUUUUAUACGCAAAGACUUGUUUUAAAGUGUAAAUGGAACAUAGUAAUUUAUUUUUAAAUCUCUUGUUGGAUCGUUCGGACCAAACACCAAAAAUGUUUGCCCCUCUCCUUUAUCAAGAAAAAAAAAAAUAACUGACUUUAAAAUGACCUGAAACGCUCAUUUUUUUUCUUCUUCCAUUAUAUAAGAAAAAAAGGGGGGAUUGUAUUAAUCUUAUUUUAUCAUUUUAUCAUUUUUCCUUUUGUUGUUGUUGUUGUUGAAGAUACCUUGAAGUUACUGACUUUUGUUUAUUAAUAAAUUACCAUUCAAUUGGA
Molecule: messenger RNA, 3783 nt
Organism: Pantherophis guttatus
Lineage: Eukaryota; Metazoa; Chordata; Lepidosauria; Squamata; Colubridae
Gene: FOXC1
Product: forkhead box C1
Biological process (GO): anatomical structure morphogenesis; cell differentiation; regulation of transcription by RNA polymerase II
Molecular function (GO): RNA polymerase II cis-regulatory region sequence-specific DNA binding; DNA-binding transcription factor activity, RNA polymerase II-specific
Source: RefSeq, a predicted model, not a curated record